CCUGACCUCGAAGCAAUUGUUACCUUCGAAUCUAUCAAUUUUUAACAGUUUUUAUUACUAUUAAAUGUUAUAAUUAUUAAUAAGUUCGUAGAAGACAUUAUACUACAAGCUAGCGGAACUACGGUUUUCGUUUUGUUGCUGUGUGUCUAAUUAUUUCAAUAAUGUUUUUCAUCACAAAAAAAAAAAUCGGUUUUUAUUAGAUUUUUUUUAUAGACAUAUAUGUAGGGAGAGUAUAAAUUAAAAUUUAAAGCAGUGUCACCAUGUGAAUCUACUAAAAAUCACAAGUUACAGUAUAACAUGUAUUUAAGUAAGACAAGUGCGACUGAAUUUGAAAUAAUGGGCAAUAUUACUUAUUUAAUUCCAUUUGACGAUUCUGUUAGCCUUAACAUUAAUUUGGCCAAUAAAGGAUCAAUCGGUGGCUGGGUAGAGAAUGCACAUGUCUACACCACGACUAAUGCUUGCUCGAAGUUGAAGUACUUAUUGGGAGAUUCAUGGAAAGAUUAUUGUCAAGGAUUUAAAUUUCCUGACUUAGAAUGUCCAAUGAAGCCGGGCAUUUACGUGUCAUCUGGAAUUAACACUAACAAAAUGAAGAAUACUAAUUUCCCCAAGAAAUUUUUUUACGGGGAGUAUAAAAUGGUAAUUAAGUUUACAAGCAGUAAGGGAGAAAAACUUGGUUGUCUCGUGAUAGUUUUGGAUAUUAUACGACCAUGGGAGACUUAAACAUUAUAAUUUUAAAUUAUGUUCAUAAAGUAUGAAAUGUUAUGUAUUUUAUUUUAUGAACUAUAUUUGUUUAAUUUCCGUUAACUCUGGGUCCGGUUUUAUUAUUAGCUAUUAUUAAACAUAUUAUACGUAUUUUAUUUUCUGAUAA
Adelges cooleyi (spruce gall adelgid) is the source of this 868-nucleotide messenger RNA. RefSeq lists its product as uncharacterized. The coding region runs from base 298 to 720 and encodes 140 amino acids. Lineage: Eukaryota; Metazoa; Arthropoda; Insecta; Hemiptera; Adelgidae. The record is from RefSeq and is a predicted model, not a curated record. The transcript has 4 exons.